Messenger RNA from Linum trigynum, 1005 nucleotides. NCBI's taxonomy places the organism in Eukaryota, Viridiplantae, Streptophyta, Magnoliopsida, Malpighiales, Linaceae. The record is from the annotation of a GenBank genome assembly.
AUGGCGUCAUCAGCAGUUCCCAAUGGCGGUUCCGACUCCUCCUCUCUCAUUGUCAGCUUCGGUGAGAUGCUGAUCGACUUCGUCCCCACCGUUUCCGGAGUCUCCCUCGCCGAGGCUCCCGGCUUCCUCAAGGCUCCCGGCGGCGCCCCCGCCAACGUCGCGAUCGCGGUCGCCAGGCUCGGCGGCAAGGCCGCUUUCGUCGGGAAGCUCGGCGACGACGAGUUCGGGCACAUGCUGGCCGGGAUCUUGAAGGAGAACGGCGUGAUCGGGGAUGGAAUCAACUUCGACAAGGGAGCCAGGACUGCUCUGGCGUUCGUCACUCUGAAGGCCGACGGCGAUCGCGAGUUCAUGUUCUACCGGAAUCCCAGCGCCGACAUGCUCCUGCAGCCGGAGGAGCUCAAUCUCGAGCUCAUUAGAUCUGCCAAGGUUUUCCACUACGGAUCCAUUAGCUUGAUAGUGGAGCCAUGCAGGUCGGCCCACCUCAAGGCAAUGCAGGAAGCCAAGGACGCUGGCGCCCUGCUCUCGUACGACCCCAAUCUGAGGCUGCCGUUGUGGCCUUCCGCUGAGGAGGCCCGCGAGCAGAUACUAAGCAUCUGGGACAAGGCUGAGAUCAUCAAGGUCAGCGACGUGGAGCUCGAGUUCCUCACUGGAAGCGACAAGAUCGACGAUGCCUCUGCAUUGUCGCUCUGGCACGACAACUUGAAGCUGCUCCUCGUCACCCUCGGCGAAAAGGGUUGCAGAUAUUACACCAAGGGUUUCCAUGGAUCAGUGGAAGCUUUCCAUGUGAAGGCAGUGGAUACAACAGGUGCAGGGGAUUCCUUUGUUGGGGCUCUUCUCACCAAGAUCGUUGAUGACCAGUCCGUGCUUGAGGAUGAAGCAAGGUUGAGGGAAGUGCUGAAGUUUGCAAAUGCUUGUGGGGCAAUCACAACCACCAAGAAAGGAGCCAUCCCUGCUCUCCCUGCAGAAGCCGAUGCUCUCUCCCUCAUCAACUCCUCCUCUCAGUAG